CCUUCCUUAAGCGACAACUUUUUGAGCAAACCACAAGGCGGGAGGAGGGGUUUGUCCCGCGGAGAGAGAGGAGGAGGAGGAGGAGGAAGUAAGUGAGGGGAGCGCCGAGGCCGGAGGGGCAGGGGGCUGCUCCGUGCCUCCGCCGCCGCCCCGCUCCCCCGCGGUGCCCCUGGAAUCUACCGGGCCCAGCACGGAGGGCUGGCUGCAAACUCUGCCGGCGGCCCGAGCCCGAGGCUGGGAGUGCCUGCAGCCCCCUCCUCCCCGGGGGCGCGGGGAGACCCGGCAGGAGUUCACGGACCCCUCUCUGCUACGGAGCUGCUUUUAACUCCCUAAGAUGAGGAUCCGUCUGGCGAGAAGAUGGACGUGGGUCCGCAAAAGCUGCGUGUUCCUCGGCUUCUUAAUGAUCGCUUACUUUGUGGUCGAGCUGUCGGUUUCUUCCUUUGGUGCCUCCCUCGCCGGCGAGAGCAUCACUAAAGGGAAAUGGGAGAGGCGCUUUUCUGACAGAGCAGAAGAAGCUGUCGAUUUGGCUCGUCCAGUGUAUGACAAACCCCGACCUGACCCUUACGCUCCGGGAGAAUGGGGUAAACCCUCUCGCCCACAGCUGAGUCCUGAGGAAAAGAAACAGGAAGAAGAGCUGAUUGAGAAAUAUGCAAUAAAUAUUUAUUUAAGUGAUAAAAUUUCUCUCCACCGGCACAUUGAAGAUAAUCGACUGAGUGGUUGUAAAGCUAAAUCUUACAACUACAGAAGACUGCCCACCACAUCUGUUAUAAUUGCUUUCUACAAUGAAGCCUGGUCAACACUGCUGCGGACGAUACACAGUGUUCUUGAAACAACACCUUCAGUGCUUCUGAAAGAAAUUAUACUGGUGGAUGACCUGAGCGAUAAAGUGUAUUUGAAGGCUGAACUCGAAAAAUACAUAAGCAGUCUGAAAAGAGUUCGCUUGAUAAGAACCAACAAACGAGAAGGAUUGGUUCGUGCACGCUUGAUUGGCGCUACCUUUGCUACCGGUGAUGUUCUCACAUUCCUGGAUUGUCACUGUGAAUGUGUUUCCGGCUGGCUGGAACCACUGCUCGAAAGGAUUGCUGAGAAUGAGACUGUUAUUGUUUGUCCUGUCAUUGACACCAUUGACUGGAAAACAUUUGAAUACUACAUGCAAACGGCAGAGCCCAUGAUUGGGGGCUUUGACUGGCGGCUGACGUUCCAGUGGCACUCGGUGCCUAAACACGAACGUCUCAGGCGCAGAUCUGAAACCGAUCCAAUCAGAUCCCCAACUAUGGCUGGUGGCUUGUUUGCUGUCAGCAAGAAGUAUUUCGAGUACCUGGGAACCUAUGAUACAGGAAUGGAUGUUUGGGGAGGGGAGAACUUAGAAUUAUCAUUUAGGGUUUGGCAGUGUGGCGGCAUGUUGGAGAUUCAUCCGUGCUCCCAUGUGGGCCAUGUGUUUCCAAAGCGCGCGCCCUAUGCUAGACCAAAUUUCCUUCAGAACACGGCACGUGCUGCUGAGGUGUGGAUGGAUGAGUUCAAAGACCACUUCUACAACAGAAAUCCUUCAGCAAGGAAAGAAAAUUACGGAGACAUUUCUGAAAGAAAGAUUCUUAGAGAGCGUUUGAAAUGCAAGAGUUUUGACUGGUAUUUAAAAAAUGUAUUUGCUGAGUUGCACGUACCAGAAGAUCGUCCAGGCUGGCACGGUGCUAUCCGCAGCAUGGGAAUACCUACAGAGUGCCUUGAUUAUGUCUUACAGGAACAUAAUCCUACAGGGUCUCACCUUUCACUCUUUGGCUGUCAUGGGCAGGGAGGCAACCAAUUUUUUGAAUAUACAUCAAAUCAGGAGAUUAGAUUUAACUCUGUAACUGAGUUGUGUGCUGAAGUCCCUGAGCGUGAAGAUUUCAUAGGUAUGAGGAGCUGCCCAAAAGAUGGAUCUCCCAUCCCAGAAAUUAUUAUCUGGCACUUCAGAGAAGAUGGGACUAUUUAUCAUCCUCACUCGGGGAAGUGCCUUACUGCUUAUCGUACAACUGAGGGGCACGCUGAUGUGCAAAUGAGAACUUGUAAUACUGGAGAUAAAAAUCAGAUUUGGAAAUUUGAAAAAUAAUCACUGCUGGUAGUGUGAAUUGAAUGGACUGUGAUCUCCAAGCUUUUUACACGUGUGAGCAGAUAGCAGUGUUUGAUUGAGUACCUUGGAAUGUUUUCGGAUGUGUCUGUAGUGAUGAACUAUAUGGAAAGCAAAAGUAAAUAGUGGGGUUUGGUUUCUAAAACAUGGAUUAGAACACCUGAUACUUUUUACUUUUGUAAAAUUUUGAUCCAUUAUUAAUUUGCUCAGUCUUGAAUAUGGUAAAACAAAACUUUCUGAGUGGACUGAGGAGGGAUAUUUUCCAUCUUAAAAUUAUGCAAUAAUCCUGCAAGAUAAUGUUACAUGUAAACAAAAAAAAUUUACUUACAGAAUGAAAGUUAAGGUUCUUGCAGUGGUA
Messenger RNA from Cyanistes caeruleus (blue tit), 2462 nucleotides. RefSeq names its product polypeptide N-acetylgalactosaminyltransferase 4 (gene GALNT4). The record is from RefSeq and is a predicted model, not a curated record. Gene Ontology annotation, biological process: protein O-linked glycosylation. NCBI's taxonomy places the organism in Eukaryota, Metazoa, Chordata, Aves, Passeriformes, Paridae. Gene Ontology annotation, cellular component: Golgi apparatus. Gene Ontology annotation, molecular function: polypeptide N-acetylgalactosaminyltransferase activity.